Magallana angulata is the source of this 5187-nucleotide messenger RNA. RefSeq lists its product as uncharacterized. The record is from RefSeq and is a predicted model, not a curated record. NCBI's taxonomy places the organism in Eukaryota, Metazoa, Mollusca, Bivalvia, Ostreida, Ostreidae. Gene Ontology annotation, biological process: regulation of apoptotic process. The transcript is spliced from 8 exons. Gene Ontology annotation, molecular function: protein binding. The coding region runs from base 168 to 3680 and encodes 1170 amino acids.
UACGCUUCAUCUCUAUCAUAAUUGAUAGGGGGUUAACCGAUCGACUACAUAUCAUGCUAUAAUGUGGUUAAAUUUAGAAUGGAGAUUCCCAACUUUUUCUGCGUUUCAACUUUCGUUUUAGCUUUAUGGAGAAAAUUGAGAUCGCUGAACGGUGACUUUGUAGCAAAAUGGCUGAUCAACAGAAUCGAAAGCUACAGGAACGAGAGUAUCGGUUUUAUAAAGAAAUCCAGGUGAAAUUCCGUGAGGUUGUGGAUCCACUUACACUCUCGGACUAUCUGGUAGCAAGCUGUCUCACUGAAGAUGACGUGGACAGAAUCAAAGCAAAGUAUCAAAACGAUGGAAGGUCAAAAGCCGCUGGUGAAUUGUUAGACAGACUACGAAGGCGACCAAAUUGGGUGUAUAACUUAUUGUUGGCUUGUAAUCACCCAGAGUUAGGCUUAGACCAUCUAUGUAAUUACAUCAAGGAUAAAAUGACUCAACUAGAGAUACGAAUUACGAUCCGGUGCAAUGAUGGACACAAUUGUGCAGGGAUUUCAGACUCUAUAAAUGAUGCAUCUGAAGAGGUUUUGACUCAACAAGGAGGGGGUACACGAUCAGACAUAGAGAAGAUUCUUGCUGAUUUCAAAUCUAGAGUUGAUCCCGAGGAUUUUGUUCAAUAUCUCACAAGACUGAAAGAGGAAGAUGAGGAGGCCGUUAAAUGUAAACAACAACAGAGUGGCCGACUCGCCGCUGCAGAAGAACUAGUGUUUCUUUUUCGAAAAAAUUACACACAUUGGAAGCAUGACCUACAGGAAGCUUUAAAAUGCGAAAGAAGUGGUCUACAAGACCUUGGAGAAAAACUUUCUAAAAUAGAAUUUAAUGAGUGGGAUUUACAAACAAGCAUACCUAGCAUGGCGUCAAACUCGGACAUUUCUACAGAAGACUUUACCAAAAAGCGAAAAGAACGCGUGUUAGAAUUAGUACGCAAACAGGUUUUACAUGCAAAGUCUUUAGAUGAAAUUCGAAAGGUGCUACAAUUGGCUGAAGAUAUCAAUGCUUCUUUUGAAAAGCUUGAAAAAGGCUCCUUGAUUCUCAUAUUAUCUGUGAAUUCUAUUGAUACACUGGAAGCUAUACAGCGGCUCUACCUUGGAGGGGUUUUGAUAGAAGCCAUUAGAAAAGACCUGUUGUCUGAAAAGCGCAGGCAUCACAUUUUGCAAGUUGCUCAAAAGAAUGGAGCAAAGGAUGGAGACAUUGAUGAUAGCUUCUUUGACAGUCUGGACUUUGAUGUAGAAAUCUGUCCAGCUGAUUUCCAAUUCUGUUAUCUCAAUCUCAAAGCUAUCAGAGAUUUAUCAAUUCCUGCAUCACCUUUCGAGAGUAUUACUGCUUUUGAGUCUAGAUGGAGAGGACGGGGAAUACAGAGAUCAUACGACAAAAGCAUAUCGGACGACGAGACAAUCUACGACAAGAUCGACUUCCCUCUACCAGCAAUCAUCAGUAGGCUACUAGAAGAUCCCUUUUUGCAGAGUCGUUAUCUGAAAAUUGCGGCUAUGUUUAUUGGUCCAUUAGAUAAAUGUUGCCAUUUGUUUGUGGACUGGUUAUUUGAGGAAAUUAAAAAAUUUGAAAAAAAUUACAAAUAUGGAAAGGAGCUAUGGACUAUAGGUUCAUGGCUAGGAUCUACAUUUCAGUUUUCUUCUGUUGAAAUACAAGACAGAAUUCUGUUUGAAACUAAAGCUUUGAAUGGGAAAAUUCAAUUUCAUAUUGCCUCUGCAAAUACUGGUGGUUCUCCUGAGUUGAAUGUUGAGGCUUGGGAAGAAAUUGUCAGAGAUGGAAUCAUUGAAUUUUCUGAAACACAUCAAAAGUACAGGUUUCAAAGCCCAGCGCUGGAGCAGUAUUUCAUAUUUAAGAGCAAUGACUCUUCAGCUAUCAACAUUUUUGGGUUUCUUCCUGUGUUUCAGUUGGCAAAGAAUCCACAUGGUCUUACCAAACCUCUUACUGAAUUUGAUGGCGAUUCAAAAGUAAAGAUGGAAUACCUUUAUUUGCACUAUCUUGUGAUGAAACAUAAAGAUUCAAAUAAUCGCUUAGCUGCCUUAAAAAGCCUUAUCCCAGCAGAGAGAAUAUACGUGGUAGACCUACAAGAAGAACCUAUCGAACCCCAAAUUGAUGUUUUGAGGGUUCUUAUUGAGGAACAAAUGAUUGAUGCUUUUGUAAUUGUUAAAGGUCCUGACGACAAAGAACGUUGGGAUCUUUCAUCUCAAGCAAUCAAAAAAUCAUUGCUUGUUCAGGACAUAAGAAGCCUAAUUAGUCUGGCCAGAGUUCUAUCUUGGAUCGGGGCGAUGCAGAUUGAUGUUGAUGCAAAACCGGAUCGGUUGGCAAAUAUUUGUGUUACGAUACUAAGAAAAAGUUCGUUCACUUAUCCAGGGCAUUUAUGCCUCAAAUAUUCUGGAGCUAGUUUGAAGCCCUCAAGGGAUGUUGAAGAUUUAUGUACCGGGCUCCAACUGAUUCCAAACGUUUGUCAGCUUGAUUUGUCUGGGACAUCCGAUAUUGAACCUGAGGCUUAUCGACAAGUUAUUAAAGCCUGCAGGUUUAGCAAACUUUCUUCUCUAGUGCUGAACAAUACCAUCUUGAUGAACAAAGAAGAUCCUCAGCCUAUCGGUUUGCAAUAUUUGCCUCAUUUGAAGCACUUAGAAAUUGAAGGGUGCAACCUCGGAGAUGCAGGUAUUCAUGCAAUGUCUCUUGAUUUCAAAGAAGCUGGCCAACUUACAGAGUUAAGUGUUGCACGCAAUAAGAUAACUAGUUCUGGAAUCUUGGAACUGUCAGGUCUUUUGAUGGAAAAACAAAAUCUUCGCAUAAUAAGAGUUCAUGAAAAUGAUGUAGGUUAUGAAGGGGCUGUCUCGUUAGCGAUUCUCUUUAGAAAUCUUCCAUUCCUAGAGGUUGUCAAUUUAUGCGAUUGUAAAAGAAUAACAGACAAAGGGUUUGAGUUGAUCAUUGAAUCGCUGAAAGGCAAAAAUUUAAAGAAAAUGAAUGUCAGGAAUUGUGGGUUCUCCCAAAGGAUUUCAGAAAAAUACUUCAAACUCUUGAAGAACAUGCGCCAUUUCCAACACCUUGAUUACGGGUGCAAUACUAUCGGUUCAUCAAGAGUUGGACCAGGACCGAGCAUAAAUAUAUCUGAAGUCUUUCUUGAAAUGAUGAGUUGCAAUAAGUACUCGUGGAAUCUUUUGAAUUUAUGGAAGUGUAACAUUGGCUUUACGACUGUAUUUGAAUCUGCCCACCAACUAGGACAUUUGUCAACCUUGACAGAUCUUUGCCUGCAAGAAAAUCAACUUAAUGACAGGGAUGGAGUUUGCAUUGGCGAGUACAUGGUGACGUCAUGGCAUAGCCUUCGCAGUCUAAACCUUCGUCAGAACAAUAUCGGAGAUACUGGAGCGGCUAAAAUUUUUGAAGGCAUACGUGAAAACCUAAAACUGAAAACAGUUUUCUUGGACAGGAACCAGAUAGAAGAUGGUGAUCUGAUACAAAAAAUGGUGGAGUACUUUGUUGAUCAGGGAAAUAUGGAGGAGAUGGACGUAUCAUACAACGAGGUCCCUGAAUAUUUAAACACAGAAACCGAAACUAGAAAGUUUUUGAGAGGCAGGGCUGCAAACAUACAACCAUGUAAUGGCUAUACAGAGAUAUCCAUUAAUAACCGAUUCAUGAGACUGUAAACAGCUAUAAAGAGAGGUUUACAUCCAUUAUGCAUAACUGAAGAGACUUGAAAUCCCGUUGCCGGAAUUGUUACAACUCAAUCUAAUGUGAAAACUUAACACAUGCUUUAUGUACACUUCAUUCUUAUUUAAAGCUGCUUGGUCCGAUUUUAUAUCAAAUUUUAUGCAUGCUUUUAAACGAUGGCUAUGCUUAGUAUAUGAAUUAUAAUAGACAUUGCAGUAGUUUUAUCCAUUAAUUAUGCCAAAUUUCAAUGAAGAAAAAUACGUACAAAAUUUGCUAACAAAACAAACAACAAUAAAGGUACCGCGUUAUUUCGCCUCAUGUUAAAUUGCACCCCCUGACGACGAGACGGGUAUGGUUGUAUUACGACUUUGACAUCGCUUUAAAUAAAGGUCGAAAUGAUCAGACAAAUUACAAAUAAACAUGUGUACGUUUUUUUCGCUAUAAUAUUUCCAAAGUCUGCUUUCUUUACAAUCAAUGCAUUGCAUGCAGGUUGAAUAACCACAAUCAUUCAGGGAACGAAACCAAGCGGUUUCCUUUUCUAAACAUUCCCGUGAUGCAAUUUGUUUUGUUUUUUGUUUGCCCAAAGAGAAAUUAUUUUUAUUUACUGUGAAUAUUUCUAACUUUGAAAGGAGACUGAUUCUGCUGGUGUAAAUAGGAGAAAGUCCAUAACUUUCUAAGAUAAAUGAUUUGUAUGGAAAAAGUGUUGAUACUGUAAUUACAAAAAAAUCGGACCAAGCAUCUUUAAUGCGUAUUCGUUAUAUUCUUAACCCCAUAGAUUUUUUAUAUGAUGUGUAAUGUAUACUACUUGUUCUGACGUUUAAAUCUUAUUUGAUAUUGCAUCGUUUAUAGAAUACUGGUUCUCUGUACAAUCUGUAUAUCAUUAAUUCGUUAGUAUUUUGAUUAAAUAAUUUCAAAGUAUAGAUCAAUGCAUGUAUCAACUGAUUAAUCUGACAUUGAUGUAUAGAUGUUAAAUGUACGUCUUGAAGCUUAUUUUCCUAGCUACUACAACAAUUUUAAAAACCGACACUAUUUUAUGUUUUCUAUACAAUGUACUCUAAAAAAAAUUCAUGAUUCAUGAUUUGGUUGUGUUGAUUGAGCACUCUCCUUUUCCAUAAACAAUAAAUAUUUUACAUUCCAUUUAUACAAAUUUCUAUUCUUGUUAUUUUCUCCACUCUAAUCAUUUGUUACAACAGAAGAUGUAAAAAAAAAAGUGAACUGCUUUAAACAAAGCAAACAUUUUUAAACAUAUAUAUCUGAAUUAUAAUAUUCAUGGGAAUCUGAUGUUGAAAGUUGAUGCUAAUAUAGAUAAAAUGAACAUGUAUCAUCUUUAUGAUAUAAUAUUGUCGGUUUUAAACUUGUGAAUAGUGUUUACAGUCCUAUACAAUCAAUUUACAAAAAUUCUAUAUAUACAUCAUGUUUGUUGCUUAAUAUAAUGGUCAAGAAUUGUAGCAAAUUCGAUGUCAUAAAGUUUAUUUUCGAGGUGUCAUUAAAACAUUAAGAUUA